Molecule: messenger RNA, 2632 nt
Organism: Owenia fusiformis
Lineage: Eukaryota; Metazoa; Annelida; Polychaeta; Sabellida; Oweniidae
Source: the annotation of a GenBank genome assembly
CAAUCUCAAAACUAAAUUUAUUUAGUUUCUUAUCAUACAUUGAACUUUUGAUGCCUCCCCUAAUGUAUUGUACAUGAGGAGGAUCUGAAUUUUUUGAUUGAACUUGUCCUCCAAAGCAGACAAGAAAUUUUGAAAUACAUACCGAUUAAGAUUCAUAUAAUAAUCUUUUGGACUGUUUAUUUUGAAAUUUAUAGUUGCGGUUAUAAUGGCCAAUCCUCCUUGUUGAAUUCCUAUAUGGUUCUAUAAGUCUUAUAUGGAUCUAUCACAUGGGUAAGGUGACCCAAUACCAAUACUGAACUUGAGGGGAAAUAUCCCCCAUGCUAGUGCAGUAUCAGUUUUUUGGUUUCACUUCUCAGAAAUGUAAAUCAAUAAAUAUUCAAGAUGUUUGCAGACUUAUAAAUUUUUAUCAUUUAGAGGCAUUCAGAGUGUAGCUUUUCGAAUUAUUGAUAUGGGUAUACGUGGUCUCCUUGGUCAUUGCUUUCGCAAUCCCGAAAAAGUUGGAGACAUUGAAGAUCUUGUGGCAAGAGCAAAUUCACCAGACGGCACAGGAAUCAAAAUUCUUGUAGACUUUACUAAUUUCUUAUACCAACUCACCACAUUCGUGGAUGGAUAUGUGAAGCAGCAGAAUCCAAAUAAACAGAUGCGCCAUUUGGGUAUCUAUGGGGGUGAAUAUGGUAUUCUUCAUCUCCUUGUUAAGCGCUUUGUGAAUACUCUUCGUCAUCACCACAUUGAAAUUGUGUGCUUUGUGGAUCCAAGCCAGGGCACUGAUCUAGAUGCAUUCACAGCAAAACUAGCUACUCACAAAAUAAGGCAUGUUCAGGAUGUGAAAAAACAACACCAAAUGCUACAGAAAUAUAAAGACACACAUGGCAACUCCUGCAUUGAAUCUAGAUUUCCCUGCUUGACUAUGGACCAAGCUCUAACGACCUUAAAGUCCCUAGACGUGAAAAUUCAGUAUCCGAAGAUUGAAGCUGAGUCCGCCAUCAUGGAUUACAUGGAGAAUUGUGAUUUAUAUACAGUGGUCCUAGCCAAUGAUAGUGACUUUUGUGUAAUGCAAGGAUGCCGAUUUAUUCCCAUGGAUAAAUGUACAUUUGAUAUCACAGGAGAACUAAGAAAAGCAUUGUUCAGUUCCCAUGAGGUACCCAUACCAUUAAAAGAGUUGAAAUGUCUCAUUGUGACCCCGGAAAAGGUAGCAAGAUCAUUUCAGUUGGAAAAUUACACAGAGCUUAUAGAAGUGGCUGUUCUGACUGGAAGUGACUUCACAAAGCCUUUCAUACAGCAAUACAAACUAGGUAAAGGACUAGAUAAAAAUGCAGAGACAAUCAGAAGAUGUCAUAAGGUCGAGCAUUCAGAAAUAAAACAAAAACUGAAAGCAAAUCCUGAGUUCAGACAAGCAGUGGAAUACACUAGAAAGUUUUACAAGAAUGAGAAAGAUCCUGUAACAGAAAGUUCCACAACUAUAACAGCUUUAUACUCCUAUUUGGAAUAUGCUGUAAACAAUGGAUCUAUGAAUCGACGUGUACUUGCUUGGUACAAUAAAAUAUAUUCCAAGUACUUGGAAAUGGAAGACAGGGAGAAUGGUACACCAACUGUGUAUGAGGUGACAGAAGACAUUAGGGUUAGUCUUUAUGCAAUGGUGUCAGAAGAGGGAUCAUUGAUGUAUGUGAAUGAGUAUGGCUCUACAAACAGAGAAGAUUAUGCAAUUAAAAAGGUCCAUUUUGACGAUGUUAAGGGCAAGCUUCCAUCUGCCAUCAAUGUCCCAAGUAUUGGAAGAGCUGAACAGCUUCACUUAUUUCACAGGAUCUUGUCCCAACAAGACUUCAAGGAAAACAAAACAGGGCAAGAUGUUCAUCCAUUUUUUGAUCAAUAUCAAGAUCAUAAAAUGAGUUUCAAGUGCUAUGUUAUCAACUAUUUGAUUGGUGUAGUUAAGAGACCUUCUUCAAACUUUACACUAUCACCAAAGGAACUUUUUGCUGUGGUGUAUAUGGUUUUUGGAAAUCAUCAGAAUGUGCCACUCAGAAAUUACAGUCCAACUGUGAAAUAUCUGACACUGUCAACAUACAUACAGGUCAUAUAUCAGCAUGCUGUUCAUGUAGCAGAACUUCUUUGUAUACGAGAUAUAGUGCCCGAGCCCCAACAUCUCUUCAUUGGCCACGUAUUUGUGCAUUACUACACAUCCUUCAGCCAGACAGGCAUUCCAGGAGGAGCUAGAAGUGAUAUUCAAGGAAUCUGGUGCUCACUGAUAAAUACCAACACAAGACUAACACCUGAGGAGAAAACCAAAUUCAUUAAUCUUAAAUGCAUAGCUUAGCAGCCAUUGAACCAUGGUCUGUUGAAUUGAACAUUGACUUAUGAAUACUGUAGAUGCAAGGUGCAUUUUGUACAUAUGUUUCAUAUAUUGAAGACAUUUGAGGCAUUUGACGAGUCUUUUAGUCAUGUUAACCUUACCUAAGAUAAUAAUUGAUAUUUAGCUUGACUCAUAUGUAGAUAAUACUCUAUUAGGAUAUGAAGCAAAGCAUUGGAGCAUCAUUUGCAAGAUGUAAUGACAUUAAAUAAGCUUCAUACAAAGCCGACUCCUUAUUUCAAAAUUGUGAGACUCCAAAAAAUCCCUAUCCCAUCAUUUCCAUGAUUC